Molecule: messenger RNA, 1257 nt
Organism: Candida albicans SC5314
Lineage: Eukaryota; Fungi; Ascomycota; Pichiomycetes; Serinales; Debaryomycetaceae
Exons: 2
Coding region: 1-1257 (418 amino acids)
Source: RefSeq, a predicted model, not a curated record
AUGAAAAAAAAAAAAUUCUAUAAAUACCGAACUCAAAAUUCAAGGGGGGGGGGCAAACUCCCAAAACACAAGACCCUUUCCCUUUCUUCCUUUUCUUCUUCUUCUUCUUCUUUUCCUUUUUAUUAUUAUCUUUUACUAAUUAUCAAUUAUAACAAUUACACAACAAUAAUGCCAAUUACUGAUCCAAGAAUUUCUCGUCAUAUAUUGACUGAUGAAGAUGAAUCUGAUGAAGAUGAAUAUUAUAAACAAUUGCGAAUGGUGGGAAAUCAAGAUUAUCAACCAACUAUAACCAUUGAAUUGAAUGAUAAUAAUAUGGUUACUAGUACUAAUGCUAAUGCUAGUGGUACUGCCAAUAAGAUUAAAUCAAUAAUUAUACUUCCACCAAAUCUUUCAAUAAUACAAACUGAAUUAAUUAAAUUAGGACUUGUUAAAUCAAUUGGAUCAAUUAGUAUUGAAUUUCCUGAUUUAUAUCUUCAUGAUUCUUCAAAUAAUAUUACUACUAAUAGAAGAAUUAGAAAAGAACGAGAAAUUCAAGCUGAAAUUGUACAUGGGAAUGGCAAUACAAAUGAUAAUAAUCAUAAUACUGAUAUGGAUUAUAAUUAUGGUGAUCAAUUGUAUCGGACGGUUAAUAAACGAGAAAAUUUAAAUAAUAGAUUUUAUCCUGAAUUAACCAUUCCUAUUAUGUAUAGCAACAAUGAGGAUGAGGAUGGGGAUGUCGAUAUCGACGAGGAUUCCAAUUCCAAUUCCAAUGGGGUGGCAAUUAUAACUUUCCCAAGAUUUAUGAAUACAAAACUUUAUAAUUUAUUAUCAAGAAAAAUUUCCAUCACAUUAAAUGAAUGGAUUAAUAAUUUAAAUUGGAUUGUUUUAACUCCUUGUCAACUAAAUAAUAAUAGUGAAACCAUCAAUAAAUUAAUCAUCAAUAAAAUCAAUCCAACAAACACCCAUGGUUUUUCCAUUUUAGAUCAAAUUCCUGAUUUGGCUCCACCUCAUAGUUUUAGUGGAAUUACGGCAUCAAUUACAUCUCAAUUAGAUUUAUUUAAUAAUAUUAAUAUCAUUAUAUUAUUUUUGAAUUGUGAAGGUUCACCAGGUUAUGAAAUUUUUGAUAAUGAAACAAUUAUUAAUAUUUGUUAUAUAUUAAUUCAAUUUUUAAAUUUGAAAAAUCAUGAUGGUGAUAAUUAUGGUGAUAAAUUUUUAAAUAAUAUAUCUAAUGCAAUUAGAAAUGUUAAUCGUCCUUCAAAUUCAGGAAUGUAUAUUUGA